CCAUAUUUUACGUCUCCGCGCCUCAGGGGCGGAGCCUCCUUAGUGUCUUUGAUUCGUGUAGUGACGUAUCAAUCCACAUGGCGAGCAGGUACCAGAGCAUGAUGAGCCGUUUUCUGAAUGUGUUGCGCAGCUGGCUGGUCAUGGUGUCCAUCAUCGCGAUGGGAAACACACUGCAGAACUUUCGUGAUCACAGCUUCCUCUCCGAGAAGCUGUACACGGGCAAACCCAGCCUUGUGAAUGGUCUCCAAGCUCGGACCUUUGGCAUCUGGACUCUGCUCUCAUCAGUGAUUCGCUGCUCCUGUGCCAUUGACAUCCACAACAAGACGUUUCUCCAUCCUGGGCAUGUUAAUUGGGCUGCAAUACCUGGACAUGGAUGCAGUGUCACGAAACAAGAAGAAAAACUGAAGCCAAUGGUUGCACAUAGGUUAGAAUCACCUGCCUGCGGACUCCACAUCUUUCCUGCCAUCUUACCUCCCUGGUCCCCUCUCUGCUUCUCUAGCCCCUGGCCUCCUGCCGUCAGAUCAUAGUUUGACUUCUCAUUAAGGACUCUUCAUUAGCAAUUGAUUUCAACUGUACAGGCAGUGUUUUAAUGGUGACCAGUGAUAAAAGCCCAGCCCCAAGCCUGCAGGGGCUGUCCCACUGUAGGCAUUGCCUGAGACAUCCUCAGCUCCCAGGCUGGCAAGAGGACCACUUCCCAGCCAUGCCCAGCACAGUUCUGCCCCCGCCACAGGGCAUCAGCAGGGAGGAGGAGUAGAGCCACCCAUGAUCUGCUGGAGAUCCCUGGAGGAGGAGACACCAAGUCCAGCCCCUGGUGCCGCGGUGUUUUGUUGUGUGUCUAUGUUCAUGGGGCAGUUUGUAAUAAACAGUAGAAAACUG
Messenger RNA from Gopherus evgoodei (Goodes thornscrub tortoise), 876 nucleotides. It is a transcript of the gene ERG28, whose product is annotated as ergosterol biosynthesis 28 homolog. Gene Ontology annotation, cellular component: membrane; endoplasmic reticulum. Gene Ontology annotation, molecular function: protein-macromolecule adaptor activity. The record is from RefSeq and is a predicted model, not a curated record. The transcript has 4 exons. Bases 78 to 527 code for a protein of 149 amino acids. NCBI's taxonomy places the organism in Eukaryota, Metazoa, Chordata, Testudines, Testudinidae.